Molecule: messenger RNA, 158 nt
Organism: Paramecium sonneborni
Lineage: Eukaryota; Ciliophora; Oligohymenophorea; Peniculida; Parameciidae
Source: the annotation of a GenBank genome assembly
AUGAUGAUUUACUCAUAAGAAUAUGAUCAUCAAGAAUAAAAUGCUAUAGUUGGUUUUAAAAUGAAUAAAUUUAUAAAAUAAUUUUCUGAUAUGAAGGUAAUGUAUUAUAUUUGUAACAUAAGUAGGGAGCAUUGGAUUGUAUAUUGAGGAUGGAAUGA